This is a messenger RNA of Poecilia latipinna (sailfin molly), 2427 nucleotides long. It is a transcript of the gene cep57, whose product is annotated as centrosomal protein 57. NCBI's taxonomy places the organism in Eukaryota, Metazoa, Chordata, Actinopteri, Cyprinodontiformes, Poeciliidae. The record is from RefSeq and is a predicted model, not a curated record. Gene Ontology annotation, molecular function: microtubule binding; gamma-tubulin binding; identical protein binding. Gene Ontology annotation, cellular component: centrosome. Bases 242 to 1720 code for a protein of 492 amino acids. The transcript is spliced from 11 exons.
GUCCAGCUGAGCGUCGUGUAUAACGGGCCAAGCCGGACUUGGUAUCAUUCGAACACUAAGGAGAGUCUACUCUUUGCGUUUUUUUUUUUCUCCCACACAAUAUAUUUGCACAGAGAGGCUGCACAAAAAGCGGAGCUUGGCUAGCUUGUCAUAAUUAAAAAGGGCCUUGCUUGAUAAAUUUUAAAAUCAAAUCUUAUGGUUUACACCCUUAGAUUGGGCGGACAGCAUCGGCUGUGCAUCAAUGGAGAUACUUUCAAAAAGACCCGCAGCAGAAUCCUAUCGCUAUAAGGCAUCGCGUUCUUCUCCAGCACCUAGCAGGAUGGUGUCCGACACUUUCUCCCUGUCGUCUUAUAAAACCUAUCCUGCUAAUCGAUGUUCCGUCAACACUCCUGCACGUCACACGCCCCAAACAUUCACUCGGCAUUCAUAUCGUCCAGCAUCACCCAGCAAAGCUUUUCCAGAGAGCAGUAGUGCAGCGAUCUUAUCUGCCUUGAGGAACCUCCAAGAGAAGAUUAGGAGGCUGGAGCUUGAGAAAGAGCGAGCAGAGUUGAGCCUUUGCACUUUAUUGAAGGAUGGACGUCUGCAAAGUGACAGCCCCGUGCAAAGACUCCUUACUGAGGAGGAUGAGGACAUAGACAGAAAAACAAGUGAGCAGUCAAACCAUAAAGAAGUGCUGAUCACCCACCUUGCUGCUGCAGAGAAUCGUUGUGAGAAGCUGGAAGGACAGCUGGAGCAGAUGAAGAGGAUGUUGCCCAGGACAGAAAGGACCAGCUCGCCCAACCAGGAGGUGAACUCAGUGGCUUUAACAGAGAGACCUGGUACAAGUGGUCAGCAGCCUGAUGGAGUGAGCGAGCUUGCUCAGUUGGAAAAGCUGGAAAAACUUGAGCAGGAAUAUCUCAGGCUGACUCGCACACAGGAAAAUGCAGCGGUGAAGAUCGGCGCGUUGGAAAGAAAGAUACAAGAAGAGGAGCACCACAGAAGGCUCAUUCAGGAUAAAGCCAAUCAGCUGCAGACAAGUAUGGAAGCCAACAGAAUGCUGCUGCAGUCCGUUUCUCCACGUUUCUCCUUCAGACAAUCCAAAGAGAAGAAAUCCAGCUCAAAGCAACCUUCUCCAAAACACACAGAGCCUCACUACAGACUGAGCCUGAGAGACAUACCAUUCGUCACUGGAACGUCGGUCGCCUGCAGCCACUCGGUCAGAGCCAACGUUCAGGCAGUCUUGUCCCUCCUGAAGCGGCACCAGCCUCACCUCUGCAACAAACGCGUCCUGUCUCACAACGCAGACCACUCCGAAACGAGCAGCCAGUCAGACACUUCCUCCUCCUCCUCCUCGUCCACUUGCGGAGACGAACUGUCGGAGCUGCUGCAAGCCCUGCAGGAGGAGCUGUACCUCAUGAGCUUGGAGCACGGUGAGUUGAUGAAGCAAAUGGAAGAGAGCGCCUCUGAAAAGGAAAGGGGAGCGCUUCAGAGGGAGCAGGACAGGCUGCUGCUGAGGAUGGAGAGUAAAGAAGAACAGAUCAGUAAGCUCUGCAAGCACAAAUCACAGAUAAAGAAGUUAAGAAAGAAGCUGAAGUCUGAGAACAACAGUCGAGCUGAAGAAAGACUCGCCACCAGAGGGCGCUCUGAAGCGCCAACUAAAGCUCAACUCGCUGAGAGAAACAAGAGGAACCUGACGCUUCUGAGGGAUAUGAGAGCUCUGCAGAACUCUUUACAGACCUGAAACUCACUUACAAUAUAUUCAUAACAUAAUCUGUUUACUGCUUUUGGUGCUAUUCUUCUACCUCUGACUAUUCUAGUUCUUAACUGAAUCUGCCUGGAGCUGAAAACCCACUACACACAACAGGAAGAUUCACUGCUUUCAUCUUCUUUAUGAGGUUAUUGGUACCUCGGCAGUCGGAUUUUCUGAGUUCUUACUUAGUACUAGAACAAGGACAUCGACUAAAGUCAAAAGUCCAACAAGGGACGUCCAAGGUCUUCAAGUGGCCUUCAGUUUAGUGUCUGAGGUGGCUGCCAUUCACAUAGAAUAUCAUGAAAGUUGCCUGUUGCUAAAUAAUUUAUGAUUUUUAAAUUACAUUCCUUAGUUUGUGCUAUGAUCAGGUUCUUCUUUUUAAAAUGUAGCGUUUUAUUGAAACGGAAACUGAAUAUUUCCAUGGAGCGUCUUCAGCUUCCCUCUCUCUGACCAGCAGAGGGUGGGAAAGUGUAGCGACGCACUUCCAGAUUGAUUUUUGAUGUACAAGGGUGAAGCAAACUAAGAGUGCUUUGAUUUUUUACAUUUUCUUUAAACAGAGUAUAAGAUAUAUAUAUAUGUAUAUAGACAGUUUCAGAUAUCUCUUGUCUUCAAUUAAAUUCAUAAUUACUCAAAACCUAUAAAGAAGAGCUGGACAUAUCGUUCUCUCAUAUUAAAUAAAACUAUCAACAUCAGCUCUC